AUGAGCCUCUCUUACGUCGAAACAGCAGCAGCAGCUGUUCAAGCUCGAGGCCGCAUCCGCGACCACAUCUACGAAACGCCCCUCAUCCCGGCCAGAAAGGCAGGUCAGAAGCAUGGCAUCAAAGUUUUGUUCAAGGGAGAGAAUUUUCAACUCACCGGAUCAUUCAAGUUGCGAGGGGCCACGUCCAAGCUCUCGGCGCAGGGAGCCGGGGGCCGGCUGAUCACGGCAUCGUCGGGGAACCAUGGCAUCGGAGCCGCAUGCGCUGCGCAUGCACUCUCUAGAGACGUCACAGUUGUGCUGCCGGAAACAGUGGUCCCUGCAAAGCUGGAGAAGAUCAAGUCGUAUGGUGUGGAGGUCAUCUUGCAUGGAGCGGAGACCGGGCUGGCCGAACAAUAUGCCCAAAAACUCGCCGCUUCGGGAACAUAUGAGUACAUCUCGCCGUACAAUGACCCGGAUAUUGUCGCCGGCCAGGGAACCAUCGGUCUUGAGAUUCUCGAGCAGUGCAGCAAUGUGGACAACAUCUUCAUAUCGAUGGGUGGGGGCGGCCUGAUCAGUGGUAUCGGCUCCGUGAUCAAGGCAUUCAGCCCCAAGACGAAGAUCUUUGGCGUGUCAGCCAUCAACUCGAAGGCACUCGCAGAGUCUAUGGCGGCUGGCCAUGUUGUUGAGACAGAGCACUUCCCCACGUUGGCCGAAGCCGUUGCUGGCGGAAUGGACGAGGAUUCAAUUACACUACCCCUAGCCAUGGCGGUUGUUGAUCAAGUCAUUGAGUGCAGCGAAGAAGAGAUUGCGGAGGCGAUGAGGACAAUCGCUUUCGAAGAGAACAUGAUCGUGGAAGGCUCGGCUGCUCUGGCUCUUGCAGGAUUCAACAAAGUUGCGAAAGACUUGGCAGGAAAGACGAGUGUUAUUCUUCUGUGUGGUGCAAAUGUUGAUCAACAGGCCAUCAAGAAAAUCCUCUAUGGGGAGUCAUGA
Colletotrichum gloeosporioides is the source of this 969-nucleotide messenger RNA. Its product is annotated as L-threonine ammonia-lyase. The transcript has a single exon. Gene Ontology annotation, molecular function: pyridoxal phosphate binding; threonine deaminase activity; L-serine ammonia-lyase activity. Bases 1 to 969 code for a protein of 322 amino acids. The record is from RefSeq and is a predicted model, not a curated record. Gene Ontology annotation, biological process: L-serine catabolic process; L-threonine catabolic process. NCBI's taxonomy places the organism in Eukaryota, Fungi, Ascomycota, Sordariomycetes, Glomerellales, Glomerellaceae.